Prosopis cineraria is the source of this 3754-nucleotide messenger RNA. RefSeq lists its product as uncharacterized. Bases 283 to 2781 code for a protein of 832 amino acids. NCBI's taxonomy places the organism in Eukaryota, Viridiplantae, Streptophyta, Magnoliopsida, Fabales, Fabaceae. The record is from RefSeq and is a predicted model, not a curated record. Gene Ontology annotation, molecular function: chromatin binding. The transcript is spliced from 7 exons.
UCAGCCACUCGACCUGUUUUCUCUCUCAAAUCAAAACUCACUCGCCCCUAUUACGAAUUCCAUCUCUCCCAAAUUACCCGCCAAAACCUAUAUAUAAUUAUACUUUCCAUAUCCCUUCCCCUUCUUUCUUUUUCAAAUCUUUUCCUCCUUCUUCGUCUUCCCUCCUCCAUCCCUCUCUCUCCCCUCUCUAGGGUUUUCUUCCUUACCUCCCUUUCUCUCCCAUUCAUCUCGCUCUUCACAGCCUCGCUGCUCGAUUGCGCUUCUUGGAUUUGAGUCUCGGCCAUGGAAUUGACGAUGGUUGCUGAGGGGACGGAACCGCCGGAGGAGAAGCGAUCCGAGGGCCUGCCAGUGAAAAGGCCGAUUGAGAAUGGUGGGGGUGAGGAAUUGGCCAAGAAGCCUAAGGUUGAAGCUGCUGCUGCUGCGUCUAGCGGGGAGUUCAAGAGGGUGGCGGAGAUUGUGCUGGUUUUGUCGACUAUGGCGGCAAUGCGAGGCGGGAAGAAGCCGACUAAUGUGGAGAUUGAGUUGAUGAAGGAGGCGAGGAUGAAGUUGGUGGAAUUGUGUCAAGGGAUGGCUCCCAAGGACAUUGUGGCGAGGGAAGCUGUGGGGACUGUGAUUGAGGAUCUUGGAUUGAACGGGAAGAUUAACGAUCAGAGAUUAGGGUUUCAAAGUCCAAAGAUGUCUAUAAGCGAAAGGUUAUCGCUCUCUAAGUUGAAGAUGGAAGAAUCAAAGAAGUUUCCUGAACAUUCUACUCCAUCUACUUCUCAGCCGUUGCAAACAAGCAUGGGCGGAAUGUUUCCGUUGGACAAACCAAGCCACACAGGACACUCUGCUUCUGGUACCAUAGCUUCUCCUCCUGUGAUUCAUAUUUCUGCAGGAUCUUCUGCUGCUUUGCAAUAUCAAUCAACUACUAGUGAAGUAAAACCUUCUAUAGUUUCUGGUGGAAUGCCUAGUAGUCACUUGGGUAGAAAUUCAUCUUCAUUAGCAUUGCCUAAGGUCGAACAACCACAGUUCAAAGUUGAUGGAGGAUCAAGUGGGCCUUAUUUGCUGCAUGCUCAGGCGAACUCUUCAUUAAACCAACCCUUGGUGAAUGCUCCAACAUGGUCGAUACAAACUCAAACUCAACCUGCCUCAUUAGCUAGAAGUACACCAGAAAACAAAGUGACUGGACAUAACUCUGUCAAGUUUGAGGGAAUGGGUGACCUAACUGGGCCCAGACCAGCUUCACAAAUAGCAAGGGAUCAGACCUUUAGACCUUUAGUAACUCAAACAGCACCUGGAAAUUUGUCUAGCUUGCACCAGCCAUUGCAGGGCAUGAACAUUGGUCAGCCUUCUUCACUUUCUAGCAAUCACACUGAAAUUGCUAAGAUUGUCCAGAAACUGUUACAACCAAAGCUUCCUGAGCAUCCCACGUGGACUCCUCCAUCAAGGGAUUAUAUGAACAAAGCAUUUACUUGCCAGAUGUGUGAUCUCACUGUCAAUGAAGUGGAUACUGUUCUUCUUUGUGAUGCUUGUGAAAAAGGGUUUCACUUGAAAUGUUUGCAGCCAUCACUUUUGAGAGGAAUUCCUAGGGGUGAGUGGCAUUGCAUGAGGUGCUUGACAUUAAGUGGUGGAAAGCCUUUGCCUCCAAAAUAUGGUCGUGUCAUGAGGUCCCCGAACACUCCACCAAAACUGCCCUCUAACACAGGUGGAGUCCAACCAUCCUUAGAGAAGAAAGCUGGAGUUGCAGCUCCAAACGUCAGCUCACAGGAGUUAACAGCAAAUGGAGGCUCUGUUUCAACUGAUGCUAUCAGUAACAAUAAAGAUGCUGAGCUUCCAUCUGUCUCAAAGAUCCCUGAUACAAAAGAAAUGCAAGAUAAUAUUCAUUCAUCCAGCAGCAAACAUAUGGAUGAGAAGCCUGACCCAAACAUCUCAAUAAAAUCCCUUGGUGCCACUUAUGAGCCAUCUGUAGGCUUGGCAGGUGAAAGUUCUGCUGAACAAAUAAUUUCUGAGCCAUCUACCUCUAAGGAGAGAACCUUUGCUCCAGAAUCAGAAGUGCUUCCUCAAUUAACUGAAUCAGUUAAGCCUAACAAUUUGCAAUUGUCCAAAAAUGUACAAGUUGAACUGACACCACCAUCAAGCAAUGUUGAAGUUUCAUUAUAUAAACAUGUUGACAAUAGUUUGACAGAUAAUAACAGAAAGGAAUCUCAUGGGGGAGAAAGUUUGAUAUAUGAUAUCAAACGUGAUGACCAAUAUGUUGCACUAGCAAAUUCUGAUAAAAGUUCUGGAACACACGCUGAAGGUAGACAUUGCACUGCGUUAUAUUCAGAUGGCUUACAUGCAGUAGAAUGGGUUGGUGAUCUUGUACAACUUGUAGAAGAGAAAAGGUUUUACCAAUCUUGCCGAGUUAAUGGAGUUACAUAUAGGCUGCAGGAUCAUGCUCUUUUUAAGUCCAGUCAUGGCAAGUUAAUUCCAUCUAAACUGCGGUCUAUGUUUGAAGAUAGCAAAACUGGGUUGAAGUGGGUAAAUGUGACAAAGUGCUACUUUCCUGGUGAUUUACCAGGGAAUAUCCCUCAUCCAUGUAUAUCUGAAGUCAAUGAGGUUUAUGAAUCUAAUAGCGAUAGAACUGAAAUGGCUGGCUCCAUUCAAGGCCCCUGUGAAGUCCUCCCAUCUGAUAAAUUUCAACAAGAAAACAAUAGACGGAGAGAAUUAGAACCUGGGGAAAGUGCUAGACUUCGACCAAUUUUCCUAUGCAGAUGGUUCUAUGAUGGAGUCAAAAAAUUAUUUCAGCCUGUUACCAGUUGAUGCUGUACUGGGCACCAAGAUUCUCCUUCGCUUGGCUAUUCCAUGGGAAAAGACGUUUCGAAAGCUUAAUUAUGAUGUUUCAUGAUUCAUUUUUAACCUAUUGUUUGAGUUGGAUCGGGAAACUUAGCCCAUUUGGGAUUGCUAUGGAUUUUCGCUUAAAGAUAGAAUUCUAUAUGUAAAAUUAUUAAUAUUACUCUGUUUGACAAAUCUUUCAAAGAAAGUGCUUCGUCCUUGUCAAAUUGCUAAAAGGGCUUGUAUAUGAAGGGUUAGAGAUGAUUAUAAUAAUUUAAGUAUUGGGUGGGGUUAUUUAUAUACGUGUGUCUAAUGUCUCUCUCUCUAUAUAUAUAUGUCUAUAUGUAUACUUUGAUUCUGUUUAUUCUUCGAAGAAGUUGCAAUUUCUGCUUCUCUCUUACAGCAGAGAACUAUUUGGUGAUAUAGUCUGGUGCGAUUAAUCACUGGAUACAUUGAAGUAUGUAUACUUGCAGUUUAAGAAGUAUCCAGCUGCAUUCCUACUGAAGUAUGAUGCCUGGAUAAAUGAAGCCUUUAAUAUAAUAUAAAAAAAUUUAUUGAAGGGGUCCCUUUUUACUAUUCUAAACCCUUUACACACAUAUCAGGGGGUGGCAGACCAGAAAUUUAUCCAUCCAAAAGUAAAUGAAAACGAGAAAAAAUUGUUGCACGAACAGACUUAAUUGUGCAUUUCAUUUAGAUUUGCAGGGGCAAGAAGUUAUUUUGCAUUUGGGCUUUUCCUAAUGAAGCUGAGAACAAGAAUACUUCCUCUCCUCUUUUGCUAAUAGAAUCUUUCUGCUCUUUGAUUUGCUUAUAGCCAUGUACCAGAACACUAGGCUAAAAUUUUAUUUGAUUGGUGUGGUAGGGAUCUCUAAUUCUGGCUUGUAACUUUCGUGUCCUGGUUGAUAUCCUUGGUUUCAAUGUUACUAGUGACGAUGAUCCUAACUCUUGCUAUUUGUGUCCAUGC